AACACCACACCUUAUUUCUGUUCAUGUAAUAUGUGUACUACAUGCGUGUGGGUUGUCAUUGUAUUGUAUUGAAAUAUUUCAUCAGAAAUGUGCAUGCUACAACGAAUUAUCCGGUCAGAAGACCAUUACUCAUUCAUAAAAUCUUUUCUGGUAAAUAUUGCACAACACCAAUCACAUGCCUAACACUCCUUGUGGCUAUUUAUAAACACGGUAUUACCUAUUAUUCUAAAAAUAGACCCUUGCAAUAUUGACGAGACAUAAGUAAAAUGGCUCAGCUCACGGUCACAUGCGUCAUUUUAUUUUCAUGUUACAUUUCACUAUGUUCUUCCGUUUUGGAAUUACCGCCGGAUGGUUUCUGGUUCAACUGUGGAUUUGACUUCUGUAAGUUUCCUGCUGAAUAUUGUCGAGUGAUAACGGGACAACGACCUUCGUGUCACGCGUGUAGCCAGGAUGAGUGUAACGCCUUGGACACACCGUCACAAUGCUAUACGCAGUGUAAGGAACUUGAGCGCGGUGGCCCUGAUACCAGUACUGGAAACUUGAUGAAAGGGGCACUGCAGGAGGGCAAAGCGGAAGAGAAUCUUACAUCAUCACACAGCAUUGCAUCAUUGAUAGAAAGCAAUAAAUGGCAAUGGAUAGCUAUAUGCAUCCUGUUUUUAAUUGUUGUCCUCUGCUUAGUAUCCAUUGCUGUUUCACUGGUAAGGAUACGCAAUUAUAAGCGAGAAUUGAUCCGAAAGAAUCAUGCAGAAGGCAUGCAGGAGACGAAGAGAUCAAAUCCAGUAAAACAUGGUAACACUAGGGAAGAUGGGGGUCUUCAAGGAGUAACUGUUGAGCCUACGUCACCAAAUCCUCCGACAGAGGAAGUACCACUGCUGCCUCGACAUGGAAACAAACAGGACAAAUCAACGGUGCUCUGUCAACCAAGCAAACAGUCAGGUAAUGUGGAGUGUCAAUUUUCACCGAAACUUAUGGACGACGGAAGUACUGGCAUGGGUAGACAUAUGGAACAUUCCACCGACAGUUCACCAGACUCCGAUAUAGAGCCAAUCAUCACUCAACCUAUAGAGGAUCCUAAGCCAUCCCACAAGGCCGACUGCAUCCUCCUGGAACAGAAUAACACUCAACAGAGCACAGUGACUUCAAAUGAUUCCAGUGAAAGACGUCAUUCUAUCGAUGAAAGAGAAACAAUGAUAAAAACUAUCUUCGAACUCACAGAAGACCAGGAUCAAGUGUCUCUACCGGGAGAUAUCGAAAUGCAGGUACAAAAUAGACCCCGUUCAUCCUCGAGAUUUAGUAACAUAACGCCUACAGCUUCUACAGCCGAAUCGUCCUGCAGUCUAUCUUCUGACAGCACCAGCAGAAUCUCUACAUCAGACAGCGGUCACUACGGGACAGGGAAUUCCAGUCAAAAUGAAAGCGUCGAUCUGAAGAACUGCGUCACACCGCAACGUGACAUUAAUAGGCAGGAAGUGGACGUUUGACCGGGAUCAUUAUUUAGUGUACUUUUGGUACUAAGGCCAGUUAUAUUAAGUUUUAGACAAGUUUGAUUUUUUUUUUUUUUAGAAAGUUCACCCUUUGUCUGAUGUAAGGUCGCAUAUACAGGCAAUUUAAGGAUUGCAGGACAACGUCUGUGUUGAUAGAUACACUGCUUGUGGGCACAUUCUCGUUGUGCACAUGCACCAGUUAUCAUGAUUUAUUCGGUGCCAUAAUGCAUGCGCUUUGUUCGUGGUGAUUUUGCAAGACAAAUAUUACAUCACUUUCGUUUAUGAUAUAUCAAGCGAUUUUAUCGAUAAACGAAAGUAAACCUUCAGCGGUUUAUUUCCUAACAAAGAACCUUGCUGUGCUGCGCGAAACGCUCUACAAAAUACAUCUGACGGCGUCCGUGUCACGGUCGCCAGGGUCAGUUUGGCGUUUUUAUUCAGAUAACAAUCAUCAAACAUUAUCACGGUUUUCGCUUCGUAAUUGUCUUAAUUUGAAGGAGUUAUUAAAAUAACAUUGUUUUAAGUCAUGCCUAGAAUUUUAAAUCACGUUACAUAUCCGUAACAUGUGGAAACCUUAACCUUUACGGAAAUAGACCUUUGGGUUUUUACAAGUCUAAACUUUAUUCGCAGGACUGAUUAAUUCGGGAAAGUAUUGUUAAAAUGAAUAUAUCUGAAUUAAUAUAUUAAUAUUAAUAAUAAAUGGUCGACAACCAGUAUCUUCCCUGAGUGUGUCGAAUAGAAGGGAGAGCCAAAUUACCCAUAAUGCUUUGCGUUGUGCUUGCAUGUCAGUGUAAAAAGCGUUAGAAUGCAGAUCUGUUAUAAUUGUAUCUUUACUGAACAAUUAGUUCUACAACUACAAGGCUUUGUCUGUGAUCUAUAAUACAAAUUUGUAAGCAUUUCCUCUUGUGUUUGUUUGGUCUUGUUUUGAAAUAAAAAAAAGAGUAAACGUCCAACUUGAUUACGGGUUUUUCAUCUUUAAGUGG
Molecule: messenger RNA, 2464 nt
Organism: Ylistrum balloti
Lineage: Eukaryota; Metazoa; Mollusca; Bivalvia; Pectinida; Pectinidae
Exons: 6
Coding region: 267-1481 (404 amino acids)
Source: RefSeq, a predicted model, not a curated record